Gasterosteus aculeatus aculeatus (three-spined stickleback) is the source of this 1355-nucleotide messenger RNA. RefSeq names its product VPS28 subunit of ESCRT-I (gene vps28). The record is from RefSeq and is a predicted model, not a curated record. Gene Ontology annotation, molecular function: protein-containing complex binding. Gene Ontology annotation, biological process: protein transport to vacuole involved in ubiquitin-dependent protein catabolic process via the multivesicular body sorting pathway. Gene Ontology annotation, cellular component: ESCRT I complex. Lineage: Eukaryota; Metazoa; Chordata; Actinopteri; Perciformes; Gasterosteidae.
GGCCACCUAAUAUUUUGACGUCUGCGGGUCCUCACGGGAGGGAGUGUUUACAUAGUCGUCACAGCUGUUUCCCGGAAGAUCAAGUUUGGAUAUAUCUGCAUCAUGUUUCAUGGUAUACCAGUUACAGGAGGUGUGGGAGGAGCUCCGGCCAAUAAACCUGAGUUAUAUGAGGAGGUUAAAUUAUACAAGAAUGCAAGAGAACGAGAGAAGUAUGACAACAUGGCAGAGUUGUUUGCUGUUGUCAAGACCCUUCAGGCCCUUGAGAAGGCUUACAUCAAAGACUGCGUGACACCAAAUGAGUACACUGCUUCCUGUUCCAGGCUGCUGGUUCAGUAUAAGGCUGCUUUCAAACAGGUGCAGGGCUCUGAUGUGGGGUCCAUCGACGAUUUCUGCCGAAAAUACAGACUCGACUGCCCACUAGCCAUGGAAAGGAUUAAGGAGGAUCGGCCAAUCACCAUCAAAGAUGACAAAGGAAACCUCAACCGCUGCAUUGCAGAUAUAGUUUCUCUCUUCAUAACUGUGAUGGACAAGCUGAGACUGGAGAUCAGGGCCAUGGAUGAGAUCCAGCCAGACCUGAGGGAAUUGAUGGAAACCAUGAACAGAAUGAGCAACAUGCCUCCAGACUCAGAGGCUAAUGACAAAGUCAGCCUUUGGUUGACCACCCUCAGCAGCAUGUCGGCCUCUGACGAGUUGGAUGAUAACCAGGUGCGCCAGAUGCUGUUUGAUCUUGAGUCGGCCUACAACGCCUUCAACCGCUUCCUCCACUCUUCCUGAAGCAUUCGUCCACCAUUGAUCCAUCUGUCUGAAAUUCGGACUCUAAUAUCUAUUAAGUUAUAAAAAGAAACUCUACUUUUUCCUUCUGGUUAUUGGUGGAUUUAUAUCUGUGCAGGUUUUUUGUCUCAUAUCAACCAAGGUCUUACCUAUCUAAUUUCCUACUUCGGUUUUGCAGUGCACAACAAACUGGCAUGAUACAAUUAUAUUGGCCAAAGUCAACACUUUGCCCAUAGGUUGCUGCAGGCAGGGUUUUGUAUUUGGAAGAUUAGAUUGUUUUUCUCUUUGGUGCCCUAAUUAUAUUACAUACCUGCCACUUGGGGCCAUAUAAACACAUUUUGCUCCAUGUAACAGUUUUAUAUCAUGUUAUUACUAAAGAAUCCUGCAAUAGUUUUUUCGGAUAGUGUAAAAGUGGACUGUUGGGAAAUGAACGCAGUUGAUAGUUUUAAGAUUCAACUGCACAAGAAUUUGAUAGGGAAAUUUGUGUUAACAUAAUUCUUUAGUUAGGGGAGCACAUUGCAAUUUAUCAUUGUAAAUAAGUUUAAAUGAGCAUGUAACUUUUUAGAAAUAAAGGUGAAAAAAAA